Molecule: messenger RNA, 3108 nt
Organism: Juglans microcarpa x Juglans regia
Lineage: Eukaryota; Viridiplantae; Streptophyta; Magnoliopsida; Fagales; Juglandaceae
Product: auxin response factor 3-like
Exons: 10
Coding region: 543-2690 (715 amino acids)
Biological process (GO): regulation of DNA-templated transcription; response to hormone
Cellular component (GO): nucleus
Molecular function (GO): DNA binding
Source: RefSeq, a predicted model, not a curated record
UUUUUUUUUCUCUCUCUAUAUGUCCAAGCUCUCACUGCCACACAUCACUGAUCACACCACAGCAGUUGCAGCGUUGCAGCAGCAGGCAGCACUGCUGCAGCAAGCUCAGCCUUCAGACCACAACACAGGAAACAAAAGCAAAAACCUGACUUUUGCUAACCAAUAAACCCAGUCUUCAAAAUCCCAACUUUUGUUUCCAAUCAAUCCCCACCAUCAAAGCUUUCGAUUUGAUUUGAUAGCCAAUAAACCUAAUUCACCCCAUUUCACUCGCAAAGCGUGAAAGGAGAAACAAACAGAAAAAAUAAAAAUAAAAACAAAACAAAAAAGAGGGAGAGCUUUUCUCUUUUUUGAAGACUCCAAGCUUCUUUUGGCAAAUGCCAAAGUCACCCUUCCUACCGCCCACCUCUUAAAAAUGCAGCCAUGACCAUCUCCUCUCCGUCUCUCUCUCUCCCCAAGUCUCUUUUUCUCAUUUCCCAAAAGCUCUUUCCUUCAGCUUCUGCUUUGGCUUAUUGUAAUUUCACAGUUAAGAGGUUUUUAAUUUCAUGGGUCUGAUCGAUCUCAACACGACGGAGGAGGACCAGACGCCGUCCUCCGGUUCAUCCGCUUCGUCCUGGUGCUCUGCUUCUGCUCCGAGCGCUUCGGCCUCGUCUUCGUCGGUGUGUCUAGAGUUGUGGCACGCGUGUGCGGGCCCACUGAUUUCGCUGCCGAAGAAGAAUAGUGUAGUGGUGUACAUCCCGCAGGGACACCUAGAACAGGUUCCGGAUUUUCCGCUUGCCGCCUAUGAUCUCCCUCCCCACGUGUUGUGUCGCGUUGUUGAUGUCAAGCUCCAUGCGGAAGAGGGCACCGAUGAGGUUUAUGCUCAGCUCGCACUGGUUCCUGAAAGCGAGGAAUUCGAGCAGAAACUGCGAGAAGGGGAAUUUGAUGCGGAUACAGAAGAAGAUAAUGCUGAAAUAAAUGCAAAGUCGUCCACACCCCACAUGUUCUGUAAGACUCUUACUGCUUCUGAUACUAGCACACAUGGAGGCUUCUCUGUCCCUCGUCGAGCUGCUGAGGACUGCUUCCCUCCCUUGGACUACAAGCAACAGAGACCUUCUCAAGAGCUUGUGGCGAAGGAUCUACAUGGAUUGGAAUGGAGGUUUCGACAUAUCUACAGGGGGCAGCCUCGAAGGCAUUUACUCACUACAGGGUGGAGUGGUUUCGUAAACAAGAAGAAGCUCGUUUCUGGAGACGCCGUGCUCUUUCUUAGGGGCGAGGAUGGAGAAUUGCGACUGGGAGUUCGAAGAGCUGCUCCAGUUAAAGGUAGCGUUGCCUCUUCAUCUCUCUGUAGCCAACAGAUGAAUCAUGGCUCUCUGACGGAUGCUGCUAAUGCUAUAUCUACGAGAAGUGCCUUCAACAUUUACUACAAUCCCAGUAGGGCAAGUUCAUCGGAAUUCAUAAUACCUCUCCGUAAAUUCUUGAAGAGCAUGGACCAUUCUUUUUCAGUUGGGAUGAGGUUCAAAAUGAGUAUUGAAGCAGAAGAUGCAGCUGAGAGAAGAUACACAGGGCUUAUAACUGGAAUUAAUGAUAUGGAUCCUGUUAGAUGGCCUGGUUCAAAAUGGAGAUGCCUACUGGUAAGGUGGGAUGAUGUAGAAACUAGGCAUAACAGGGUUUCUCCAUGGGAAAUUGAGCCAUCUACUUCUCUUUCUGGUUCCACUAGCUUGAUGGCAUCUGGUUUAAAGAGGACCAGGAUUGUAUCGCCUUCAGCACAACUGGAAUUUCCGAUUUCCAAUGGGAUUGGAACAUCAGACUUUGGGGAAUCUUUAAGCUUCCAGAAGGUCUUGCAAGGUCAAGAAAUUUUGUGUUUUACUCGUGACAGUGCUGAUACUCAUCAUCAUCAUCCAUCCGAAGCAAGGUGUUUUUUUAGUCCGAAUGCUUCUGGGAUUGCUGCAAUAGGAGAUGCUGGUAGAAACCAAGCCAGAAAUUAUGAUAUUUCCUACAAAGCCAAGGGCUUUGGUGAAUCUUUCCAAUUCCAGAAGGUCUUGCAAGGUCAAGAAAUAUUUCCAACCUUGCCAUAUGGAAGAGCCCCGACCACAAACAGGGCCCAUGAGAAUGGUGACAUUGGAAUCCUUCAUGGUGUUCAAGUGCAGAGCAAUAACACAACUAUGCGCCCAUUUGCCCCGUCUCUGCAAGUUUCAUCACCAUCAUCUGUCUUAAUGUUCCAGCAGGCAUUUAAUCCAGUUUCAUCAAGCUUAGGUUCAAUGUAUAAGUUGAAUAAUCUUGAGGAGCAGAGAAUUAGUAGCCAAAAUUUGUCUGUUUCUGAAACAGUUGGUGGACAGCUCACGUCACCCUCAUUUAAUGAGCGUAGCUUCUGUAGGAAAGAACAAGGAGGCAUGCAUUCUUCAGGUUUUGAGCAUGUUCAACUUGGCUCUACACUCCCUCCUCUUCCAAAUCGAUCCACAUUUGGGGGCAGCCAAGAUCUAGCUUCCUCGUGUAAAAGUAGCUGCAGACUCUUUGGGUUUUCUUUGACGGAGGAAAAACAUGUUGCAAACACAGAGAACUCCACUCCAGUUCCGUCCUCAUUGAAUACUAGGGUUUCUUUUCUACCUCAUGUUGGGGAUCAGUUCCAUCCAAAGCCUCCACUGAUGGCCAAGGCAGUUGGAAGCAACUGCACCAAAGUAAGUGACCUCUAUGCUGUAAGAUAUGCUUUUUGAUAUUGCAUUGUAGUGUUCUGUUGUAAGGUACGAACUGAAGCUUUGCAAGCAGGGGAGUGUUGUAGAUGGGAAACUGGUCUUCCUAAGCUACAGAGGCGUGGGGAAAUGAUGGAAAGUUGUUACUAGGAUAGUUAGAAUGAUGCUUUUCUGGAGAUGAUUUGGGGCAAUAUUUCUGAAUAUUCCUUUUCAAUAUCAAUGUUAUUAUGUUUGCAUUCGGCAUCAAGCCUGAGGCGAGUGUUUUUUUAGCAUCGUGGGUGGUGCAUGGAACAUAUUAUGAGGCUAACCAAAAAAUGCUGGCAUAGGAGAUGGCAAGUGCCAAAAUCUCGUGGAUGCUCUUGGAUUUUCCUUUCUUUCCAUAGGGCAUUAGACUUUGUAUCCUGAUUUAUUGACAAUGAGUUUGUUUAGUUUUAUAACCUUA